CUCUAGUCGACAUUCUUCGCAAAAAAUUGUUCGUGUUGUUCAGGCGGAGGAAAAACAGAAAAAUGGGUGAUAAAACUGAUUAUCUCAGUGUGAAUGGUGCAAAAUCCAGUGCAAUGACCAAUGGUGAAGUGAAGCAGCCCUUUUUGAUUGGUGUGGCCGGUGGAACGGCAUCGGGAAAGUCGACAGUGUGCAAGAGGAUAAUGGAGCAACUGGGCCAGGCGGACAUGGAUCACACGCAGAGACAGGUCGUUUGCAUCAGCCAGGACAGCUUCUACCGCGAAUUGACAGCCAGUGAGAAGUCAAAGGCGGAACGGGGAAUGUUCAAUUUCGAUCACCCAGAUGCCUUCAACGAGAAACUCAUGCUGAAGACGCUGCAGGACAUCUUGGCUGGGAAGAAGGUGGAGAUCCCAGCCUACGAUUACCGCACGAACUCCCUCCAUCCGGAGCGCCUUAUCACCAUCUACCCCAUGGACGUGGUGAUGUUCGAGGGCAUCCUCACGUUCUACUUCCCAGAGAUUCGGGAUCUCUUCCACAUGAAGCUCUUCGUGGACACGGAUUCGGACACUCGCCUGGCUCGCCGCGUUCCGCGUGAUGUCAAUGAGUGGGGCAGGGAUCUCGACCAGGUGCUCAACUACUAUCUCAACUACGUGAAGCCAGCCUUCGAGGAGUUUUGCUCACCGACCAAGAAAUUCGCUGAUGUGAUCAUUCCACGCGGAGCUGACAACACAGUGGCUAUAGACCUUAUUGUGCUACACAUCGGCGAAUUGCUUCGUUCCGGAGGCUCCACGGCCAAUCUGCCGCCACUUUUCCCCAUGCAACGACGUGAUCGAGAGCACUAAUAGCGAUAAAAUACUAAUAAAGACUAGAUUUUAGUGUAUUAACCUCGAGAGAGGUGCUUUUAUAGGCCGCUAGAAGAGCCCAACUGCACCAUUUCAUGAUGCACAACAUGAAAGAAAACUCUGCAAUGGUGCAGCGGCUCUUCUGCGUUAAAGGGUGAUUUUUUUUAAAUAGAAAACCAUGUCAUUUUGAUCUGCUUUUUGAAAUAGUUUUUUUUUUUCAAAAUUAUUGAGUAAGUUAUGUAUUUGAACUUAAAAAAGAAAACAUGUAAAAGAGACUCGAAAUCACCCUCUGUUUUAGUAGCUACUUAACAAAUUUGUGUAGAUAUGUUAAUCACACAAGCAAAUUGAUGUAAAAUCACCAAAAAGUAUCUAGUUUACUUAUUAGACGAAGGAAUAUUUGUAAAAGUGUUUUUAUUCUGAAGUGUUUUGGAAAUUGUAUAAUGAUUUCUUAUCUUUUUUCCUUCUUGUGUACUGUAUUUCCGAUCAAAGCGUCUCUGUACUACUUAUGAAAUGGUAUUCUGUAGAAAUAGCAUUGGUAAAUGUAUGUCAGGUUCUCUAUGUCUUGUCUUAAUUUGCACCAAAGGUGAAAAACGUCCUGAUAACUCUCAAAUCAUUCCCAUUCCAUUUGUUUUUCAACUUUUGAAUCUGGUAACAAUAAAAGUCAAGGGGGAGAUAAUAUGGCUAGAUAUCAUUGAAUCAUGAUAUGAUUUAUGGGUUCUCUUGUGUUGACGAGAGGAUUGAGUACUUCUUACUUAAUUCGCCGUCUUGAUUUUGAUUUACCUAAUUUCGUUUGAUGAAUGUUUAUUUGGCUUUUCCAACCUCGAUGAAGCUUUUCCUCCUCGAACUUGAGCUUAACAGAUUCAACAAAGAUCUAUUGUGCCAGAAUAUCUUCUUCUUGACGAAAUCAAUAUUUUCCAUUUUCUGUACUCUUCUCAACAAAAAUAUUUACUCGAUGAGUGUGAAUAAAUAUUAUGAAAAUAAUUGAGUGAAAUCUUAUCUCGCAGUUCAA
Phlebotomus argentipes is the source of this 1848-nucleotide messenger RNA. RefSeq names its product uridine-cytidine kinase (gene Uck). Gene Ontology annotation, cellular component: cytosol; cytoplasm. The record is from RefSeq and is a predicted model, not a curated record. Gene Ontology annotation, molecular function: ATP binding; kinase activity. The transcript has 5 exons. NCBI's taxonomy places the organism in Eukaryota, Metazoa, Arthropoda, Insecta, Diptera, Psychodidae. Bases 63 to 839 code for a protein of 258 amino acids.